Messenger RNA from Ambispora gerdemannii, 481 nucleotides. The record is from the annotation of a GenBank genome assembly. NCBI's taxonomy places the organism in Eukaryota, Fungi, Glomeromycota, Glomeromycetes, Archaeosporales, Ambisporaceae.
UGACGUAUGAGACUAUUUUGAAUACAAUGUUAGAAACUCGUAUAAAUGACUUUGGUAUGGAAGAUGUGCAUUCAGAAAUUACCAAACAAGUACCUGUAGUUCACAAUACUUUACCAACAAACAUCGUGAUAUUGAAACCUGGUGAUUCACCCAAUUGUAAUGAAAAUAUUCAUACAGCAUGUGAAAUGUACCGUGAUGAUUUAUCUCGUGGUGACCGUCUAUAUAUUUCGACUGUGAUGCUGAAGAUUAAGGCAGCCCAGAGCGAGAGAGAUCAUCUAUCAAUGCUUCUUGUAGAAUACAUUGAUGACAUUGUGGCAAGUCAAAAUGCUCACGUGAUCAAGUCAUGCAAAGAUUCACUCUGGUCCUUGGUCGCAAAGUUAUCAUCUGCCUUUGGUGAACCAAAUCCUGCAACACAUUAUUUGUUCAGAAAUGCACCAGAAAUUAGUGAAAAUGGCAUUAAGAAUAUUCUUUCUUUCUAUGA